CGGGCAGCACUCAGCCGGGCUGCGCUCAGCCCCGCUCCCCGCUUCUCCUGCCGUCCCGCUGCCGCCCGCGUCCCGCGCUGCCCUCCUGCGGCCGCUGCCCCCGCUGCCCCCCGCUGCGCCCUCCUCUCCCCGCAGGGGCUCGUUAGGAGCAGCGGCCCCGCGCCGCGCAGCGGAGCAAAGAGCUGGGUCGCGUUGUGUUUGCUACGGGCUUUACCCGCUAAAGCGAUGGCCGCCUUUUCCUUAAAUGCUUUAUCAGUAAAUCUGGCAUGUUCUUUCCCCUUUGCUUUAGAACGAAUGAAAAGUCCUUGGUUUCUUGCUUUGACUGCUCCGAAUGAGGUGGGCGCUGUUCGGGGUUAUUUCCUUGCAGCCCUCGGCUGUGAGCCGCACGCCUGUCCCGCAACCAGCAGCUGGGGCCCGAAACCGUGAAGGAAGGAGAAACGUUGCCAUCCAGUGCGCUCCUUACAGUGCUUUCCCAGAGGGGCGAGGAAAUCUCUGUAAUUCCACCGCAGCGAUCCCUGAGGCUGAUGUCUGUUCUUAGUUACCUGGUGGCAUUGCUCAGUUACCUUUUUUGUUUGUUUAAUAGUUCUUUUCUAAGUGAAAAAGAGCCUUGGCAGCGAGCCAGAUGUACCGAAUGAAAAAUGAAGUGCUGGUGCAAGAGCUGGUUCUUUCCAUUGUUUGCUGGGUUAUACAUUUAUUUACAUUUAUUUAUUUAUUAUUACAUUUAUUUAUUAUUUACAUCAGUGAGUGUAAGGGAAAAAAACUGUUUUGGCAGGAGUUGCUCAGUCUGAAUGAAACACCCCCUGUGCUACUUCCAUAAAGUGAUUUUGUCAUGUUAUUGCCCUUGUUUGCUUAAUGCUGUCUGUCUGCAGCGUCCGUAUGCUCUGCCUUCUCUCUGCACUGCAUGCAUGUGGCUCUGCUGCAGCCUCAGUACAAAUGCUGACUCCUGGUGGCCAUGGCUGUGCUGGGAAAAGUGGGCAAUGCAGCUCACAAAGCUCAGUGGUACAGAAAAGGUCAUUUUAAAACUGUACUGCCAGAGAGAGAGAAUGCCCGUCUUCCCCUGCUGUGCUCUAACUUCCUUUAUUCUUAUUCUCCCUUUCCUUUCAGAGUGGUAAAUGCUGUUUUAAUUUUGAAGAGGAUAUUCUCAUCAAGUUGUUUUUCUUUUGUUGAUAAGUACAUUCUGGUGUUUAUUUCUUAGAGUUAUUGUUUACCACAGCAGCCAUCCCAGCAGCCAAGUCCUUGUCAGGACAAAUGUCUCCUUGUCACUUCUGGUUUAUUUUGUCAUUUUUUCCCUGGUGUGCUGCAAUAAUUCAAGUCAUCAGAUAAGCCAAUGAAAAAUGUUAUAAAAUCACAGAAUCAGAAGGAUGCUCUAUAUAAUUCUAAUGAUAAAAAAGCAACAGAGAAAGAGACUAAUUGUCCUUUACAUACAGACAGUUCUUCAACAUAUAGAGAAACAUGAAGGCCCUAGCACGGUACUGUGCACUAGGGGAGAACAAACCCAAGAACUUCCUCUGCUCACAGAGUAACAAACAUUGCUCUUAGCUCUGAAUCCUCUUGCUGUGUUUCUGGCAGUGUGAAGAUGAGCUGUGAAGAGAUCGCUGUGUGUGCAGUACGGCUUAGAGAAAACCUCUGCCUCUAUUUUGAAGAUGACGAGCUGGAAUGUGAUGCUUUUUGUAAGGAAAAAACUAUCAAACGAUUCUUUCGAAAUGUCAAUAGCCAGUUGCUUGUGGUUCGACCAGAUUUAAACAUGGCAGCUUUUGAAGACGUAACAGAUCAGGAGGUGAAAUCUGGCAGCGGAAUGUACUUCGACAUUCACUGUUACAAGACCACUGCGCCUUCAGCAGGGAUGCCUGUUGCAUUCAGUGUCCAGGUAGAAGAUAAGAGUUACUACAUGUGUUGUGAGAAAGAGCAUGGGAAAAUGGUUGUUCGAUUUAGGGAAGGAGAAGUUCCCAAAGACAUUCCUGGUGAAAGUAACAUCAUAUUUUUCAAAAAGACAUUUACAUCUUGCAGCUCCAAAGCUUUUAAGUUCGAGUACUCACUUGAACAAGGAAUGUUCUUGGCCUUUGAGGAAGAAGAUUCCCUAAGAAAAUUAAUUUUAAAGAAACUGCCGAGAGAAGAUGAAGUCGAUGAAACCACAAAGUUUUUAACAAGUCGUAAUGAAAGGCACAACCUAUGAUGUAUUUCUACACUCUUAAAAUGUAAUUUGGCUUUUUAUGAAAGUCUAAUUCAUUCAAAAUCCAAAGGAAGACAAUUGUAUAUUUAAUAUAUUUGCGCAUAGCCAGCUACAGUAAGACACUCCAAAAAUGAGCAUUUUCAAAUGCAAAACAAAUACAAGUUCUUGGGGAAAAGCAGCAGAAGAAUAUUUUCUAGCAAAUGACAGCAAAGAGAAUUGCGGAGUGAAUAAACAAGAAUAUGCAUGCGUUCAUAGUCCUGUAUAGUUUAAUCUCAAACAUCUUUAGAGCUUGUUGAACAAAUAGUUUUGAGCUGAAUGUCUCAUACAUGGAAAAGAUCUAUUGUGGAAAUGGAGAGAAAACAGCUGAAAAAAGAAAACUGCACUUUUCCUACACCAGACCACGAAUUUCACCAAUAAACGUCAUUACUUUUUUUUUCUUUUUUGCAUUAUU
Phasianus colchicus (ring-necked pheasant) is the source of this 2621-nucleotide messenger RNA. RefSeq names its product interleukin 18 (gene IL18). Gene Ontology annotation, biological process: immune response; cellular response to lipopolysaccharide; cytokine-mediated signaling pathway. The record is from RefSeq and is a predicted model, not a curated record. Gene Ontology annotation, molecular function: cytokine activity. NCBI's taxonomy places the organism in Eukaryota, Metazoa, Chordata, Aves, Galliformes, Phasianidae.